UCCUGGACAGUUGCCCCUCAUUUUACACAUCAUGCCCACACUGCCUCGUUGUCAGCAGUAGCUGUGAAUAACAGAUACGUGGUCACUGGAAGCAGAGAUGAGACAAUCCAAAUCUAUGACAUGAAAAAGAAGAUAGAACAUGGGGCACUGCUGCAGCACAAUGGCACAAUAACUUGUUUGGAGUUCUAUGGUACUGCACAUCUACUGAGUGGGGCUGAAGAUGGGCUGAUUUGUAUCUGGAACACAAAGAGAUGGGAGUGCCUGAAAUCCAUUAAGGCACAUAAGGGGCAUGUGACAUCUCUUUCUAUCCAUCCUUCUGGGAAGUUAUGUUUGUCAGUAGGAACAGAUAAAACAUUAAGAACUUGGAAUCUUGUAGAAGGACGAUCAGCCUUUAUCAAAAACCUGAAGCAAAAUGCCCACAUAAUUAAAUGGUCCCCUGAUGGAGAGAAGUAUGUGACCGUGAUAACAAAUAAAGUGGAUAUCUACAAACUUGACACAGCUUCAAUCACUGGCACUAUCACAACAGAGAAGAGAAUUUCUUCGCUUAGGUUUAUUACAGAUUCUAUCCUUGCCAUAGCUGGAGGUGAUGAAAUUAUAAGGUUCUACAGCUGUGACUCUCAAAAAUGCCUGUGUGAAUUCAAAGCUCAUGAAAACAGAAUAAAAGAUAUCUAUAGUUUUGAAAGAGAAGGACAGCAUGUUAUUGUUACUGCAUGCAGCGAUGGUUACAUUAAAAUGUGGAAUCUGGAUCUUAAUAAGAUUAAAGAUGGGCCGUCUUUACUGUGUGAAGUCAAUACCAAAGCUAGACUGACGUGUCUUGCAGUAUGGCUUGAUCAAGCUUCAGAAAUUAAAGAAAAUUCUGAUAAGGUUGCAACAUCGUCUCAAGCAAAUGAAGAUGAAAAACCAUCAAUAGUCAGGAAAAACAAAGUUUGUUGGACUGAGAAAACUGGUAAAACAGCAAAAAGAAAAAGAAAAAUUGCUCCAGAGAAGCAAAAAUUGGAAGCUCCACUGCUAAAGAAGAAAAAGAAACGGAAUAGCUCAGCAUGAAGGCAGCUACUUUCUCUCCCAGAUAAAAAGUAGAUGCUGGUAUUGCUGUAGUUUUUAUAAGGAUAUAAACCUCUGGCAAGACAUAUACCUCUGAACUGAUCUGUUGUUUAAAAGUAAUGAAUGUUUUUACCCUAAUAAAUGGCCUGAUCAUUCUGGGAA
Nestor notabilis (Kea) is the source of this 1203-nucleotide messenger RNA. It is a transcript of the gene PAK1IP1, whose product is annotated as PAK1 interacting protein 1. The annotation marks the transcript as partial. The transcript has 9 exons. The record is from RefSeq and is a predicted model, not a curated record. NCBI's taxonomy places the organism in Eukaryota, Metazoa, Chordata, Aves, Psittaciformes, Psittacidae. Gene Ontology annotation, molecular function: protein binding.